AUGACAGAUUGGAGUUGCUUAUGCGUUAUUUUUACUUUUCAGCUGUUCACUGAUGGAAUCACCAAUAAACUAAUUGGCUGCUACGUGGGUGACAUAACAGACGAUGUGGUUCUAGUUAGGAUCUAUGGAAAUAAGACCGAGCUCUUAGUAGAUCGCGAUGAGGAAGUGAAGAGUUUCCGUGUGUUGCAGGCUCAUGGCUGUGCACCUCAACUAUACUGUACUUUCAAUAAUGGCCUGUGCUACGAGUUCAUGCAGGGAGAAGCGCUGGAUCCAGAGCAUGUAUGCAAUCCAGAUAUUUUCAGACUCAUUGCUAGACAGCUUGCUAAAAUCCAUACUAUUCAUGCACACAAUGGAUGGAUCCCUAAAUCUAAUCUGUGGCUGAAGAUGGGGAAAUACUUCUCUCUCAUACCCACAGAAUUUACAGAUGAGGAAGUAAAUAAAAGGUUUUUAAGUGACAUUCCAAGUUCUCAAGUUCUUCAGGAAGAGAUGGCCUGGAUGAAGGAAAGACUGUCAAAUUUAGGAUCACCAGUGGUACUCUGUCACAAUGACCUGUUGUGUAAGAAUAUUAUUUACAACAAGAAACGAGGUGAUGUGCAGUUCAUAGACUAUGAGUACUCUGGAUACAACUACCUGGCUUAUGACAUUGGAAAUCACUUCAAUGAAUUUGCAGGAGUAAAUGAGGUAGACUACAGCCUUUAUCCUAACAGAAAAUUACAGGAACAGUGGCUGAGAUCUUACCUUGAGGCCUACAAAGAAUAUAAAGGAUUUGGCACAGAAGUCAGUGAAAAAGAAGUUGAAGUUCUGUAUGUCCAAGUCAAUCAGUUUGCACUGGCUUCCCACUUCUUUUGGGGAUUGUGGGCUCUAAUUCAAGCCAAAUAUUCCACCAUUGACUUUGACUUUCUAGGGUAUGCAAUUGUUCGGUUUAACCAGUAUUUCAAAAUGAAGCUGGAGGUCAUGACAUUAACUCUUCCUGAGUAAUGAAGAGGAAGAACCUUACCAAGUGGAUAGACAACCUAUGAAUCUUUUCUGAGAACAGAUACUGGAAAAAAAUGUAAACAUUUGUUGAAGUUCCGUAAUGCUCACUUGGUGGUUCUUGCUUUAUAAAUAAUGCCUCUAAACAGUUCUUCAAUGUUAAAAUUAAUAUGAAGAGCAUACGUACUGCUGUUGAUAUAAAACGGAUUAGAAACUUGCUAAAUCUAUAAAAAGUUAUAGAAAUGGCAAUUUAAUCCUUCUUUGUAAUUUAACAUAUGUUGUAUGUGAAUUAUUUAUUAUAAGUUUAACAUGAUUCCAUUGCUGCUUUCAUCAGUUUUUGUGAAAGUUGGGUGCAGUCAGUGAAGUUGUUCCAAAGGAUUCGUUUAACAACUUAUUUUAUUGAAGUUGCAUUAACUUAUAUUAAAACAUGGUCAAUGAAUAUUAACCUUUUAGAUGUAUACAAGCAAAAUAUGAGUGAUAAUAGACUCAUGUCAUGAGAUCACCAGUGUGCUGUGACUAGGGAAAAAGGUUAGGGUGAUCUUUAUUUUUUUUUCCUCUUUUUUUAAGAAAGAAGGAGGUAGCUUUCCAUAUGAUGGUACUUUUCUUUUGGACAGGAAUCAACCAGCUUGCUGAAAUGAUAAAUAACGUUUUGAUUUUUCCUUCUUGAUGCUUUAAGCUGUAGAAAUGUUAAAGUUCUGCAGCCAUCAGAUUCCUUGAGGAUAUGUACCAUCAUAGUGUCUGAUGGAUGAUGUACCAUCUCUAACAUCUAUGGGAAAGCUGUUUGUUAACUAAGUGUACUUUUAAAGCAAAAGACCACUAUUCCAAAUCUAUAUUCCUUUUUGGAACUUGAUUCUGAAUUUGAACACUAUUCUGGUGUCCGUAUUUGAUGUGCUUCAGCAGUAUCUAUCGGAAUGGGCUAUUGAACUGAAGAUGAGUGAACAGAGAUCCUGUUGCACUGGCGAGCAACACACUUAGGUUUACAGUUUGUGUAUUGUUGACAUCUUUCUGCUUUGUCAUCUUCUAACCUUGGAUUCUAGUCUUAAAUGCUUGGUCCUGUAGUUGCAGAUUCUAGUAUGUCUUUUUUUUUUUCUGUGGCAGCAAAUUACUUUUCGAAGUCUCCAGUUUGAAGGAUAAUAUGGAAAAGUGUAUGACUUGAACAAUGGGGCUUUGAUCAUCACUCACAUUUUCUUAUUUCUUAAAGCUAUUAUACCAAGAAUGGUCUGGAUUACAAAAUGUGAAAUGAAAAGAAAAUGUUUACUUAAGAAAACAGUGUAUAAGUUUGAGUGGAAGAAAGGCUUUAAGUCUGAAAGGGGGGUGGGUGGGGUGGGAGGGGACAAAACCCACAACAGCAAAAUAAAUCCCAACAAUGCAGUGUGGAGUUGGGCAGGCAUGUACUCAACUCUGAUUAUACUCUGAAAAACUUUGCACUUUGGUCACAUAAGUGCCCACAUGUACAAAGUCUGUGUGUGUGCAUAUACACGUGCAAACACAAACUUACCUGAAGAGUAAAUAUUAUGGGGAGUCUGUUGUACAGACUCCAGCAAAGAUAUUUAUUCAAAAUUGCUUUAUGGCACACUGUGUGUGUAUGUGUGUGUAUGUGUAUAUACACACACGUAUAUAUACAUACGUGCUUUACAAAAGCUUGGAUUGAUUCAGGACAAAGAAAAUUGAUGUGAAUGAAAAACUUUCACCUUGAAAGACCAUUUUGAAUGGCAUUCUGUUAUUUUACAAAAGCAAGGUUUGGAAUUUUUUUCCUCGUAACUUGUUUAUAUUAAUCUUUGAAUGUUUCCAGUUUUUUUUAUUUCCUUCAGUCAAAACCUUAAAAAUACUGGGGUUUUUUUGGUUUUUGUUUGGUGUUUUUUUUUUUAAGAUUUAAGGGAGAACUGGGAUGUUUUUGUAACUUGAAAUUAGGGAACCAUUUUUGUUAGCAUUUGUUAGCUGGAGGCUACUAUACUGGACAAACUUUCUUGGUAGUUAAAUAGAAACAAAUAGCUAAAAUAGAUAUAUUUUCCUUUGUAGUCAUUAUCAAGGAUGUUGCUAGAGCUCAUGAAAGCACUGAAGACUUUAAUUUUCUGUACUUUCUCCCUGUUGACAUUAUUGAUCUAUGUUGAAUAAUACCCUGCUGUCUUGGUAGUCCCUUCAAGUUCAGCAAGAUCUGCUUGGAAGUAAGACUGAUAAAGAUUUUUUGAACUCUUAUUACUGUUUUCUUCAAGUGGUGGCUUUGUUUCUGGCAGUGUUGCUUUGUAUUUGUGAAAUAUUUGAAAAAGGCUGUGAAGUUCUCUUGGUUUUGGGAAAUCCAACACUUGACAGUCCCUGACUUUCCCAACAGUUGGCAAUCCACAUUCCCUUUUAGGUACCAGUACUAUUUGGUUUGGAGUUACUGUAAUUUUUUUCAGUGGAAUUUUUGUUUGUAUAGCUCAAGUAGCAAUAACUGUAGGAGUGGAAGCUUGCUUCUGCAGAACCAAAGCUCUUCAUGAGUGCAGCUCAAUCUCAUUUUUGUGGAGUGAAGUUCCACUGAAUCCCGUAAAAGCACUUUGAAGCAGAUAGUAAAUACUGCAAGCUUUUCCUGAGCCACUUCAAAGAAGCACAAGGAUUAUCACAGGUUACAGUGGUUGACUUUGCAGUACUGGUAGAGGCUUUCAUUUUGCAUGUUGAAAUUCAUUUUACACAUUUAUAUGCUGCUUUGCAUCAGCUUUCUUACAAGACAAGUGCAGGUUGAAACAGUUCCUGAUAAGUUCUGUGGAAAUACUAUAAAACACUUUCCAAAAUGAAACGCCAGUUACCUUGAGCCUUGUUCCACAUUUGUUUGAGCCAGUAGCACGCAGAUAUUCUCACUUGCUAAGGAAUAUCUACAGAUGUGUUAAGUUUGAAGCAGUAGCUUGCAAUAGCAUGGCAGGUUAUAAGGUCGCUUGAAACUGUGAAUACAGGACAUUCUGAAUGUAAGUUAGGUACUAGAGCACCAAACUAGAGAACAUGUACUCGUUUCAAUUAAUUUAUCUCUGUCUCUUUAAUAGCAAUGUUAAGAUAUUUGAAGGAGGACAAAAAAAAUGACUGAGCUCUAGAAACAUCCUUAAGUAGUUUUGACUGUGACUUGCCAAGAAGAUCUUCUGUUGCCUUUAUGUUACGCUAAGGGCAUGAAUGCCAAAAUUAAUAAUUCUUACUGUAGUUAAAUCUAUCUUGUAAAUAUGAAGAGGAUUAUUAGUAACGGCAUUCUUGCAUAAAUAGCAUCAAGUCAAUAGACCAUAGUGGCCUGGUUGCUUUUGUAAAGCAGAAUAGUGUGAAUUUUUUUCUUCUCAUUUCUGCAGUCAGAUCUGGCUAAUCCAUGCCCAAUUUCAUAAGUUACCUAAGCAUUAAAGAUUUCUGAAUGAUAACUAGUCUCUUCUUGUAUAAUUUUAGAUUCCUUCAUUUACACCUCUUGAUUUGCAUUUUAAAAGGACUUACUGAAUUUGCAUUAACCAGGUCUGACUGCGUAUGUAUAUACAACAGUGUAAAUAACCAUUUGUAAAUUAGUGUGAAUUGUACUGUAUCUUGCAUUUAUGGACUUGUGUAUUGCAUUGUAUUCUCUCCUAUUUUGUAGAAAUUUUGAUGUAAAGAAGAAAUCUAACUCUGUGUGCGGACUUCUUUUGUUAACUUGACGUGUAACAAACAUAAUAAUUUUAUGUUAAGGCAUCUGUUUAUAGCCUUGGGCAUCAGGUGUGGUUUUGUUUUGUUUUCCCCCAUUAGCUUUUUCAACAUCUUGCUCUUGGGAAUGAUUCUGGGAAUAAAGGAAUUUACACAUCACUAAAAUGAAGAGAAAGCCUAUUCUAAUCAUAGGGCAAACUACGUGACAGGUAUGUGUUGUACCUGUGGUAUGGGAAAGGCUGUUAAAAUUGUUUACUUAAACUUCCAAAGAUUUCCGAUACAUUCUUGAAUGCUGGUGACUUCUAAACAUAAGCAUGUGGAAUUGAAGUACUCUUAAAGUGUGCACUGCCAUGGUGACAGCAAUUGAGUUGGUUGUGGUAGAAGUCCCCCAACUUAAAUGCUUUUGGUGGAUAUAGCCUUAUAAUAGGAUUAGUUGCUGACUUGUAAAUGCCUAUAAUAAAUGCCCAAAUUGCUAAAAUAGUUCUGCCAGUCAUUUUCCUCAACACUAGAACUGUUGGUAGCCCCGUUAGACUACUUGAAACUUACCUGAGGUAUCCUCCGUGUGUGCCAUUCCCUCCACCUCCUCCCUGUGCCCACAACCCUACUUCAUUAGGGGAAACAAGAAUAUAAAAAGCUUACUUUCCAUACUUAAUCAUCACUAUUUCCUUUUUGACUGAAAUAGUUUAUUUUGUCAGUCUGUGACUACUUACUGGAAUUUUUUUUGUGUAGGAAGCCUGUGUCUGAAGAGGUCUUUUAUCUUGGAAGCAUAGACAACAUGAAGCAUAGUCUUACCCAAAUGCCCAACUCCCAUUUCUGUUGCCUCUCACUGUCUGUUUUGAACUCCAUAGCAUCCUUCAAGCUGUUAGUUUAUUCUUGUCACUGCUGUGUUUAAUAACUCUGCUGGAAAAUACAGGUGUGCAGAGCUCACUGGCCAUCUGACAAAUUGAUCUUGAUGCGGUUUGUACAUCCUGUCAGCUUUACCUGCUCCGGAUGGAAGGUAUGCGUGCUUAUCAGUGGUGACACUAAGUUACUAGGGUCCUGGGAAGUGAGUUUAUUAGAGAAGUAUUGGUUGAAAGGAGGGAUGGGGUCAGUAGAAGGAAAUCACAUGAAAACUCAAGCUUAAGCUUUUGAUGUAGCAAGGUAUUGGGUAUGUUUAUUUACUUGCAUGAUUUAAGGACAAGAGCAAAUUGUAAAGGGUAAAGUUUGUAUCCAAGUGAAGCUUAGAUUUUUUUUUUUAAAGCUUUUGCUAGCCAAUGGAAGCUUCCAAAAAUACUCUUUUUGUUACUCCUACUGAAAGAAAUCUUAAAACAAAUUUGAGUGACUUUCUGAUGAAACAAACCUUUGUUCUGUAACCCGGCAGAAUAUAGUUUCUUUCUGGGGUUGUCCUUACUGUAGUUUGCAGAGGAGGUUCACCACGUGUUAAUUGUCUGCGUUAGAGGUGGCUGUUCUUGAUUUGGUGUAAUAUUUUUGUGUUGCUUACUGUGUUCUUGGAUGCCUUCUGAGGUGUGCUAGAUUAUUAAACUACUGGAAUUAGAUGCUGUCUCCUCUCAUCUCUUCCAUGCCAGGCAGGCUGUAAUUACAGUGGUAGAACAGAAAGUGUUUGAUCAGACCUUGAGGUAAUGCAAGGCUGAUGUUGAGCAGUCUCGCAGCUGAUUCUUCCCCCCAUGUUUAAUCCCUGUGGGCUGCAAGCUCAGGGUUUUCAUUAGUUGUGAGAGAUACCAAAAGCCAUUACCUUUGGUCUUGUGCAAGGUAGGUGUUCUGUUAGCCAACCACAACAUUUUUAAGAAGGGGGCUCUCAGCAGUGAGAAACCACACAAAUCCAGGUGGGAUGUGUUGGAAGAAACCAAACUGGCUUAUAGGCCUCUGGAGUGGAAAGGAAAAUGCGCAGAACGUUUGCUGUGCCAGUUGUAUGGAGGUGCUCCAUCUGAGUGCUGUGGUAAGACACUGGAAAAAGCAUUCUUUGAUUUUUUUUUUAUUACUUUUUUAAAGUGACUUUUUCUGAUUAGUCUGUAGGGAUUAAGUUCCUGUGAUUAAGAAGCCUGCCAACCUGGGGGGAGAGGGAAGAAACAUUCCGAAAGGCUGUUAGAAAAAAAACCCAACCAACCCUAUGCAGUUGAUUAAUUUGCCGAACUUAAGUGUGUGUUGGGCUUUUCUGUGUAUUUAACAGUAUAAGUGGUGGUGGUCUACACCAGAUUCCUUAUUAAAGGGCUUUGUUAUUAUUGUGAAAUGUCAGAAAAUGGACUGGAAUGGCCCCAAAGCCCGUUAUGAUCUUGGAACAGGUGCCCAGACUUCACCAGAUUACCCGACUUCUGGUUCAAGACUUGACUUUAUCUGUUUCUGUAGCCACCUAAAAUUACUGAGUUGCUGUCUCGGGUUCCCUAUGGUGUGGAACUCUAAUUCAAGGACAUCCCAAAUACAUUUGAUUCGAUGCUUACAGAGAGAUGAUGCAGAGAAAAUCUUGGUGGAAAUUAAAAGUUGUGUGAACAUGUAGAAGGCAAACAAGUGAUUUGAAGGCUAACAAUCUUUGAAAAUAAAUGCUGAAAUAACUUCAGGUACUGCACCAGCCUGGUUUUGUGGUACUGCAACUUCAGGUUUUUUCUAUGUUUAGUGGUUUGUUUCUUUUUUUUUUUUUCCCCACAUAGAGCUCCAUGUAAAACACAACAUGAAAGAGACUAUGGAAGAGAAACACAAAAAAUGUUGUAUACAAUGCCAUAAAAUGCAGCGUGAACUGGAAAAAAGUACAUGUUUCUAAGCUUUUGGUAGUCGUAAUUAUUAAGUGUUAUCAAAAAAUGAUAGGUGUCAAGUCUUUGGUGUGUGAAAGAAUUUUUUUUUUGGUAGAAAUGUUCCUUUUAACAUUUAGUAUCUCAAAUGCGAUCUGUGGUAGUUAAUAAUGCUGCUUUGUACACAAGUGCUUUGAAUAGUCUCAGCACCGAGAAUGUAUCCAAUCUUUCUUAAUAUGACUUAAAGUUAGAUAAUUGGUUCCAUCUCAAGCCUCUUAAUCCAGCUAUCUAAAACCCUUUAAAUACUUGCAGAAACAGGGCCAUAGCAUCUUAAGGAUAUAUUCCAUUUUGUGGCAUUUUUUUGUUACUGCUUAUUUUUCAGUGUUCUUUUAAACAUGAGUCCAUUUAUGUCCUGUGAAUAAAAUAAGCCCAAUUUACAAAUAAGCUGUUGUCAUCUUCCAGCACUGUCGUCCCCCCAGAAGUCCCCAUCACCCUCCUUGUAUGUUGUGGAGUUUCGAUGCAUCAUUUAUCCAUUAGAGUGAAUUGUAUUUCUUUUGAACUAAAUGUUAUUGAAGCUAUUACAAGGCCUUCUACCACUGAUUAAAUGAAGUAAUGUACCUUUCAA
This is a messenger RNA of Egretta garzetta (little egret), 7938 nucleotides long. It is a transcript of the gene ETNK1, whose product is annotated as ethanolamine kinase 1. Bases 1 to 978 code for a protein of 325 amino acids. The record is from RefSeq and is a predicted model, not a curated record. Gene Ontology annotation, molecular function: ethanolamine kinase activity. Gene Ontology annotation, biological process: phosphatidylethanolamine biosynthetic process. Gene Ontology annotation, cellular component: cytoplasm. NCBI's taxonomy places the organism in Eukaryota, Metazoa, Chordata, Aves, Pelecaniformes, Ardeidae. The transcript is spliced from 7 exons.